Synchiropus splendidus (mandarinfish) is the source of this 1037-nucleotide messenger RNA. Its product is annotated as cAMP-responsive element modulator-like. Gene Ontology annotation, biological process: regulation of DNA-templated transcription. Gene Ontology annotation, molecular function: DNA-binding transcription factor activity. The record is from RefSeq and is a predicted model, not a curated record. Lineage: Eukaryota; Metazoa; Chordata; Actinopteri; Syngnathiformes; Callionymidae. The transcript is spliced from 7 exons. Bases 87 to 1031 code for a protein of 314 amino acids.
AUCAACUUGACAUCAGGUCAGUGCGUCAACAUUAUCAAGCAGCCUGACGUAUUUUCCUUUCUUUAGUACUUGCCUAUUAUUUUUAAAUGAUUAUUCUUCACUGGGAGCACUGUAAUUCCACUUAUACUGGAUGUGGUGCAUUCAAUAUUCCUGACAAUGAAGUUGACUUUGACUGUGUCGUGAGUCUUCCACUAGGUGGCGACCGGCCCCAGUUCAACGCUCAAUUGAGUGUGACGUUUAUCCCGCCGUUGGAUUAUGGAACAUGGCAGUUUCUGUGCGUUGGUGUGUCGACUCUGAACGCUGAUUCCAUUCUGGAGAUGCCUUUUCUCACCUGUGACUUCUCCGAGAUGCUGCAGCAUUUUGAGGACUACUGUUCACAGCACACUUUGACAGACCCAGCCCAGUACACUUCUGAGGACCAGGGGAAGCUGCAGUUUUCUCAGGAGACUGCUUUUGUGAUGGCUGGACCGUUAAUGCAAAAUCCACACAACAGUGAGAUGCUGCAGUCGUUCCCAGAUUUGUCAGCCAUGAUCGGUGGCCAGCCUCUGAAUGCAGUUCCUCCAUUCAAUGACCACUGGCAGGGCGUGACACAUUUGCCAUACAGCUGUCCCCACACAGAGCCUGCUGAUCCCUUCCAGGUUCUUUGUGGUUCAUCUGAGAUCCUUCAGUCCACCACACAUGUGCAGCUUCCACCAACCAGGUCUGUGGUCCAUUCUCCUCCAAACCACAGUGUGAUGCCGGACGUCCAACACACAACACCAGCUGUUGUCCUUCGUGACGUCCAAAUGAAUAACACUGGUCUCCUUGAGCUGCUGAAGAAAGAUCACUCUCAGAGCACGACAGAGCAACAAUCCACACAGAAGCGGUUGCACCGCUUAGCAAGGAAUCGGGAAGCUGCUCGACAGGCUCGCCGCAGGAAAAACAUCUACAUUAGAGCUUUGCAGGAACGUGAACGUGAGCUCCAGAGGCUCAACCAGAGUCUGCUCGAGGAGAUUCAAGCUCUCAAGAAGAAAAUCACCCAAGACUCUUGACUUCAU